Messenger RNA from Orbicella faveolata, 2802 nucleotides. RefSeq names its product polycomb complex protein BMI-1-B-like. Gene Ontology annotation, molecular function: promoter-specific chromatin binding. NCBI's taxonomy places the organism in Eukaryota, Metazoa, Cnidaria, Anthozoa, Scleractinia, Merulinidae. The record is from RefSeq and is a predicted model, not a curated record. Gene Ontology annotation, biological process: negative regulation of transcription by RNA polymerase II. Gene Ontology annotation, cellular component: PRC1 complex.
AUGUCGACUAAAAGUAUUUGUCUCUGGUCAGAGUUAGCGGGCUGCAUAAAGUUUGACAGAAUACAAAGUAAAACUGAAAGAAUAGAAAGACAAUUUGAGAGACUGGAACAGGGUACAAAGAUAAGAGAUUAUUUUUAUUCCUUUUCAUUAGUUUGUCGUAGCUGUAUUGUGAAGUAUCUUCAAACAUCUUAUCACUGUCCUGUUUGUGAUGUUGAAGUACACAAAACUAAACCUCUGCUGCAUAUUAGACCUGACCGAACUCUUCAAGACAUUGUCUUCAAACUUGUACCAGGCCUCUACCAGGCUGAAUUGAAGCUCCGUCAUGAUUUUGAAGAAAAACAAAGAGAGGAGAACGUGGCGCCAGAGGAGAAGGGAUCUGCGAAUGAAGUUGAGGCUGAUAAAAAGGAGGUUGAGAUAGAAGACCCAGUUUGUAUAACACUGGAAUACUACAGACGAAAGAGGAACUGGUUGGAAAAUCAGAUCUUCCCGACCCGUUAUCUCAGAUGUCCGUCAGCACUGACUGUUAGUGUGCUGAAGAAAUUUCUUGUAACGAAGUUCGCCAUUCCUCAUACCCAUCAGGUUGAAGUCAUCCGCUGCGAUGAGAUAUUAGAUGGUCACCUGACCAUGAGAGAUGUGUCGCGGAUAUAUGGACUGUAUGCCAAGUCAUUUUUAGAUUUGGAAUAUGCAUUCCUGGAAGUAAAACCAGAAGAACCAGCGCGACCUCGUAAAACUGAAAACAUUGACAUUCUUUCACGGAAAAAGAUGAAGAUCAAGAAAAAGAAAAAGAGAAAGAAGAAAAUGAAUGAAUUAUUAGCUACAGAACUAUCAACGAACAAUGAAACUGUCACGGAAUCGAAAAGUGAACUGCCAAGUUUGCCAGAAAGUCACAGUGAACCCGUUUUACAAAAUGACAUUUUAUCUUCAUUUCCAGACACUCCCCCGAGUUUUGAUCACGUGCCAUGCUCGAAAGAGAUCGAGUCUCCGGCUUGACGUCACGUGUAGUGCACGUGAUCGAUUGAUGGUGCUUACACGAAGUAUGCUUAUGUAGAUAAAGGUUAAUUGACGAGGUCGAAGAGGUCAAAUGAUAAACGAAAAUUUGAACGAGUAGAUGAGAGUUGGAAAAAGGGUUUUCCAUUUCCUAUUGGCUGAAAUGUGGCUGUGAAAAAACAAAACUUCUAACGAUUCUCACGAGUAAAUUUAAAUUAGCACAAAGCGCGUGGUUCAACAAGCGUCAAUGCGGGUGGAUGACAGUUCCGUUCUCUGUCUAAUGUAAGCGAAAGCCAAAGUUAUUUUACUAUCAUGAAUUCUCGGUCUUGUUUGAUCUUGGUUUGAAGUGAAGGAGGGGGCUUAAAUAAUAGAGAAAAGUUCAUUUUCCAACAAACAGUUUUCUCCGUUUGGGUCUUUCAUUCACUAGUCUGACGAAGCUAGCUCAUCAGGGGCUUGCUUAUAGCUUUUGGUUGAUGGGACUUCUUUUACGCGUGUGCUUUGUUAAAGCCGCGCGCGAGGAAAAUGGUGUAAUUCCCUCGCGGCCUCGCGCCUCACCUUCAUGGCUCCGCCACAGAAGGAAAGCACACGCGUGAAAUCCCGCUAGGUGGAGACGCACACUGGCUGACAUCAAGAGAAUUUUUUUUUCUCUUGCUGACAUGGAGAAGGCAGAGAUUCUUCGAUGUGUUUGAGGAAAAAAGGCGAUUAAUAUUUCUCAGGCUCGGUUGGCCUUAUAAGAACUGCACUUUUUUUUGAUCUCAAAAGCAAUUCAUUUUGCCUGAAAGCAUGGAAAUUCUAGUGGUGAAAUUCUAGUGUGAAAUUCAUCGCGAAAAUAUCUCGCACUCCUUUGCAAUGUGCCCGAUUUGUAAUUCAAGCAGGUAACUGCUUGAUUGCAAGAUAAUAGGAAAUCUAUUAAGGUGGAUUCAUACAGUAUUUCCCUUUUCUUUUGAAGAAAUCUAAAUGCUACCAUCUUGACGUUUGCCAAAGAAAACAAAUUGUUUUGACCCGAGAAAAUAAUACACGCCCUAAGAAAAGUACCGAGAAAAUAUCUAGAGCUGGGAAACAUUGAGAGGAUGAAAUCUCAUAUUUUUUUAAUAAUAAUAAAAGAAACAAGAAAUAAUGAUAUAGUUCUGCCGUCGCUUCGUUUUUACAACACAAAUGAUCACGUUCACGUACGUAUUGUUGUUAGUUUGAGCUGUUAAUUCCCUUAAAAAAAAAAACAACACUAUAAACAUAAAAAAUAUACUCCCACCGCAAACCUUAGCCUGCAGACAAGCAGAUGAAACCUGGAAUUUGUGCUAAAAGUGUCAGCCUGUGUAAGAGAAGGUGAUCUACCAUUCCCCUGCACUAAAAAAAGAUAUUUUUCAGCUAUGAAAUGCCCGUUUUUUGCGAAAGGUUCGGCAUGUUGCGGGGACAACAUGUUGCAUGAAAUUCACUUGGUUUAAAUUAGUAGUAAUGAUGCAGGGACAAAAUAACCUCAAUCUCCAGUAUCGCAUCGCGUACACUGCUCUGGCAAACUGUUCCCCCUACAACAUGGAAUCGAAAUGAACCAAUAUCCGCUUCGUGUGCACCAUGCCAGUUGUGUUCGGUUCAUGGAACAUGUCAAACACGCUUUCUACGCGUACACACGAAGUGGCUUGUCCUGGCUUCACAUUCCUGCAGUAUGUCCCCUAGUAUGUGCUGACCUUGAUAGUCGUCUGGCGAGAAAACCUAGCUAGAAAACAGAACAACUAAAUCUACCUGCUGUGAUAGAUUUUUUUUCAGAGUUAAAUAAAUUAGUAAGAGCCUGAAUGAAAAAAAUAAAGAAAAUAAUCCUUG